This is a messenger RNA of Acanthosepion pharaonis, 1050 nucleotides long. Lineage: Eukaryota; Metazoa; Mollusca; Cephalopoda; Sepiida; Sepiidae. The record is from the annotation of a GenBank genome assembly.
AUGCUUUUGUGCAUUCAUUUCAUAAAGACAGCACUAAUUUCUUCUUCUUCUUCUUCUUUUCUUUCUUUCUUCUUUUUUUCUUUCUUCUCCUCCUCCUUCCUCUUUUCUUCUUCUUCUUUUUUCCUCCUUCUUUUUUUUUCUUCUUCUUCUAUUUCUUCUUUAUUCUUUCUUCUUCUUUUCUUCUUUUUUUCUUUUUUCUCCUUCUUUUAUUUCUUCUUCUUUUUCCUCCUUUUUUUUUUCUUCUCCUCCUCGUCUUUCCUCUUCUUCUUUAAUUUUUCUUCUUUCUCCUCCUCCCUUUUCCUCCUCCUUCUUCUUUUCCUUUAUUUUUUCUUCUAUUCCUCCUCCUCCUCGUCCUCCUCCUUCUUCUUCCUCCUUCUUUUUUCUUCUUCUCCUAAAAUGUUUUUCCUCUUUCUUUUCUUCUUCUUCUUCUUCUUUCUUUUCUUUUUUUCUUCUUCUUCUCCUAGAAAGUCCUCUUUCUUCUUCUUCUUUCCUUCUUUUUUCUUCUUCUUCUUCCUUCUUCUUCCUCCUCCUUUUUUUUCUUCUUCUUCUUCUUCCUCCUCCUCUUUCUUCUUCUUCUUCUUUUUUUCUUCUUUUUCUUCUUCUUCUCCUCCUCCUUCGUUUUCUUCUUCUUCUUCCUCCUCCUUUUUCUUCUUCUUCUUCCUCCUCCUUUUUUUCUUCUUCUCCUCCUUCCUCCUCUUUCUUCUUCUUCUUCCUCCUUUUUUUUCUUCUCCUCCUCCUCCUCGUCCUUUUCUUUCUUCUUCUUCUUUCUUCCCUCUUUUCUUCUUUUCUUUUUCUCUUCUUCUCCUCCUCCUCGUCCUCCUCUUUCUUCUUCUUCUUCUUCCUCCUUCUUUUUUUCUUCUUCUCCUCCUCCUCGUCCUCCUCUUUCUUCUUCUUCUUCUUUUUCUUCUUCUUCCUCUUUCUUCUUCUUCUCCUCCUCCUCGUCCUCCUCUUUCUUCUUCUUCCUCCUUCUUCUUCUUUUUUUUUUCUACUUCUCCUCCUCCUCUUCCUCCUCCUUCUUCUUCUCCUUCUUCUCCUCAUUCACAUAAAUAA